AUGGCAACACAACAGAUCCUUUUUGCCGAAACGGUGGCCGCUAUGAAAAAGGCUCUCAAGCGGAAAAGUUACGAAUCCGACUCGGACGACGAGAUUGACCACUACGGGAAUCGCGGCCACAAGCUUAAAAAGCGUGCUCUCUUCUCUCACCAGGGUCAACUCGCACCACCCUCCGGCCCUGAAGUCUACAAUGAAGUGAUCGACUACGCCGGACAGCAGCGCACAAUAAUCAGCCGCAACCCGCCCAUCGUAGACGAAGAGGGAUACGAAAUCGACAGUGACGACGACGAAGGGCGCAUCCAAGAGGCCGUCUCCGCGGCCACCGAGCUCGACCCCUAUGCUAACAUUCGAAUUGAGCGUUAG
This is a messenger RNA of Colletotrichum spaethianum, 363 nucleotides long. RefSeq lists its product as uncharacterized. Gene Ontology annotation, cellular component: Rpd3L complex; cytosol. Lineage: Eukaryota; Fungi; Ascomycota; Sordariomycetes; Glomerellales; Glomerellaceae. Gene Ontology annotation, biological process: negative regulation of rDNA heterochromatin formation; negative regulation of silent mating-type cassette heterochromatin formation. The coding region runs from base 1 to 363 and encodes 120 amino acids. The record is from RefSeq and is a predicted model, not a curated record. The transcript has 3 exons.